UUCUGAUCCUACCGUCCUCAUUUGAACGAUGUCAAUUUUAGGGCGUAUCACGAUCUCCCGCAGUUUAGGCCAUCACAGGAAUCUGUCUGUUGCCAACAACAGAAAAACCUGCCUUAAUCUGCUCGCGACAUCUCAACCGUUAGCAUCAACAGGAGACGGAUAUUCCCUGACGCGCGAAUGAUUCGUCAAUCUAUCUUACGUUCCUCCCCACGGCGUCUACCGAUACCGUUGUCCCUCAAUCGACCAGUGUUCCGAGCAACCAUGGCGUCGUCUUCCAACGCAUCGGCGAACAACGAAUGGCUGGUGAUUUUACCGGAUCAGGAGAAUGCGCUUGAGCGACGGUUGGAAGUGCGUCCAAAACAUUUCGCGGGACUAAAGCCAGGCAUUGAAUCCGGCUUCUGGCUAAUGGGAGGUGCUCUCCUCUCCUCUCAUCCACCUCCGGACUCUAAAGACCCUCCUCCCAUGGUCGGGAGCGCUCUGCUAGCGCGAGCAGCUACUCAGGAGGAGUUGUUGGAGAAGCUGAAGGCGGAUCCAUAUACUGUUGGUCAGGUGUGGGAUUGGAACAAAGUACAGAUUUAUCCGUUCAAGUCGGCCAUUCGAUCUGGAAUGUGAGGAGGCUUAACCCCGGGGAGUCGCGUCCAAUGGUCGGCGUAGUGUCUGUGUCAGACUAUUCAUGGCAAUUAGAUGAACAUGGCAGUGGGGUUUAGUGGGGAUGGCGGGAAGUAUGGAAUCGUUCACACAAAUGUCAUGCCAACAGGCCUUACUCAAGUGAGCUGUAGCAUGUUACAUAGCAAUUCUGAUCUCAUGAAGUACUACGUGAGUCGCGCAAGUAUGUACCCCGACAAAGAACCCUUUCCGUAAUGAAACCCGGCAUCACAAU
Molecule: messenger RNA, 880 nt
Organism: Eremomyces bilateralis CBS 781.70
Lineage: Eukaryota; Fungi; Ascomycota; Dothideomycetes; Eremomycetales; Eremomycetaceae
Exons: 4
Coding region: 262-612 (116 amino acids)
Source: RefSeq, a predicted model, not a curated record